Messenger RNA from Raphanus sativus (radish), 420 nucleotides. RefSeq names its product heat stress transcription factor A-4a-like. Gene Ontology annotation, cellular component: nucleus. The transcript has a single exon. The record is from RefSeq and is a predicted model, not a curated record. Gene Ontology annotation, molecular function: RNA polymerase II cis-regulatory region sequence-specific DNA binding; DNA-binding transcription factor activity. Lineage: Eukaryota; Viridiplantae; Streptophyta; Magnoliopsida; Brassicales; Brassicaceae. Bases 1 to 420 code for a protein of 139 amino acids. Gene Ontology annotation, biological process: regulation of transcription by RNA polymerase II.
AUGCACGUGCCGGUGACCGUGACCGAUGACUCAUUAUCUUCAUUCUACAAGGGUUUAUACGCUGUGGUGGAUGAUCCUUCACUGGAUUCAGUAGUCUCGUGGAGCAAAGACAAGAAAAGUUUCGUCAUAUGGGAUCCGAUAGAGUUUCAGAGAAGGGUUCUGCCACAAAGAAGAAUACUAUCCUUAAACUUCUCCUUGUUUAUGGCCGACCUUAAGUACUAUGGAUUUAUAAGGGUUAAGGGAUCUAAGCAUCGUUAUCACAUUGGACAUCCGAAAUAUUUUGUGAGAGGUAAACCUGCGCUUAUGAAAAAGAUGCAGGAAGAGAGAAUACACAAAUUUGAACAAGCCAGGGCUAUGAGAAAGAAAGCCAAAGCUAGAGCCAUGGAGUUAGCGGAUUCCUUGGGUGGUUUAGCUCUUUGA